Molecule: messenger RNA, 4006 nt
Organism: Alosa alosa (allis shad)
Lineage: Eukaryota; Metazoa; Chordata; Actinopteri; Clupeiformes; Clupeidae
Gene: ppp1r9alb
Product: protein phosphatase 1 regulatory subunit 9A-like B
Exons: 19
Coding region: 17-2929 (970 amino acids)
Biological process (GO): actin filament organization; calcium-mediated signaling; neuron projection development
Cellular component (GO): actin cytoskeleton; dendrite; postsynaptic density
Molecular function (GO): actin filament binding
Source: RefSeq, a predicted model, not a curated record
ACGGGACGGCGAGGCCAUGAAGAAGGAUGUGUUGAGACGAGAAGAGAUGGACGAGAGGAAGGGGGACCUCGGAGAGAGAGUUUUGGAUGGACUCGGCGAGGGACAGGAGGACAGGACGGGCGAGGAUGAGGAAGAUGACGCCGCGGCCGAGGAAGAGCGACACGGGGAGGAACGCAAGGUGAACGGGUGCGCCGAGAUCUGCGGGAUCGAGAACGCCGCCUUUGUGGAUGACCGGGAGAGAGAUCUGGAGAGCCACAGAGAGGAAGAUGAGGAAGAGGAGGAGGAGGAGGAUGGUGAUAAAGGUGGUCAGGUGCCAGAGUCAUACGAGGAGCUGCCUGGACUCUCAGAUGAGGAGGACCCAACUCUACAGAGGAAGAUCAAGUUCUCCACAGCACCAAUCAAGGUUUUCAGUACAUAUUCCAAUGAGGAGUACGACCGCAGGAAUGAGGAUGUGGACCCGGUCUCGGCGUCAGCUGAGUAUGAGCUGGAGAAGAGGGUGGAGAAGAUGGAUGUCUUCCCUGUGGAGAUCCUCAAGGAGGACACUGGGCUGGGCAUCAGUAUCAUAGGGAUGGGUGUGGGUGCUGAUCAGGGUCUGGAGAAACUGGGCAUCUUCGUCAAAACUAUCACUGAGGGCGGUGCAGUCCAACGGGAUGGACGUAUCCAGGUGAAUGAUCAGAUUGUGGAGGUGGACAGGGUGAGUCUGGUUGGGGUCACCCAGAUGUUUGCAGCCACUGUGCUCAAGAACACCAGAGGCCUGGUCAGCUUCCUUAUUGGUCGGGAGCGGUCCGGUGUGGAGAGCGAGGUGGCUCGCCUCAUCAGUGAGACCCUCCACCAGGAGAGCACCAGCAAACACCACAAGCAGAAGGAGAUCCAGAGCAAGGAGCAGAGGCAUGAGGAGGAGGAGGAGGAGGAAGAGGUCCUGGUGAAGCCUGCUGACCUGAAGAGAGGACACCAUGAGGAAGGAAAAGAUGAGAAAGAAGUGGAUGAGGAGGAGAGGAGGCAGGAAAAGCAUGAUGACUUGGACAGCGAAUGGACUCUACCUGAACACCUCCAUGCCACUGAGCUGGGAGAGAAAUAUAAAGAGCUCAAAAACAAGCACAUCACCACCGUAGCAGAGCUGAGAGAGAUUAAAGAAAAGAUGCGCGUGUAUGAGGGGGAGAGGGUGUCCUGGGAGCAGCGGACAGCGGACCUGGAGGAGCGGUGGCAGGCGAGCAUGGAGCGGCUGCGCACGCUGGAGGGCUACUGGCAGGAGUCGCAGCGGCUUUGCGAGACGGUCAGCCAGAGCCUCAGCCAGGCCCAGGCCCAGCAGCAAGCCAUGGAGCUCCGCUACAGCGACACCCAGAGCCAGCUGCAGGAGCACGAGAAGAGAGCGGCUGAGUUUGUGCGGCGGGAGGAGGAGCUGAGGAGGCUGCUGGAGGAGAGAGAGAGAGACUUCCAGAAGAAAGUGGAGAAACUGCUGGAGCAGAUGGCUGUGUUGGAGGGCAGGGACCAGGUGGACCAGCAGCCCCCGGCUGAGCUCAGGGUACCGGGGGAGGAGAGUCGGCUCAGCAGCCCAGAGUCUGGAGCCUCCGACCGGAACGGCCUCUCCACCGACGAGCCCAUCUCUGAUCCAGACUGGGGUGGCGCGGUGCCGGAGACCCACCGUCUGGACUGCAGUGCCCAUCGGGCCAAGGCUCAGCUGGCCCAGAGAUCCCGGCGCCAGCGCCCGUCCAGACACAAGCUCCGCGAGUCGGCCCGCAAGUCUCCCGGCCAGAACCAGGAGCCAGAGGAAAGAGCAGAUGUGGCAGUGGAGUCCAGCACUAAGCGGAGGUCCCUCCUGGAGAGCCUGUCCCUGCCCGUGCCCAUCCUGACUCUUGAGGGGGCCGCCACCGGGGGGGACACCAGCAGCUCUGCGUCCCCCCUGCCCUGCACCCCCCACGGCAGGGCUCCACGCGAGGCCAGCCCCAGUGUGUCGCCCCCAACAGACGCGUCCACCCCCCACUCCCCCUCCAGCCUCCUGCAGAGCCUCAGGAGCCGCCGCUCCAAGAGCAGGGACAAGAGCAAGGCCAGCAAGAGCAGAGAUGAGGAUCCUGACAGCUCUUCCUCUGGGAAGUCCAAAAAGAGAUUCCCAGAUUUCAGUGGCCUGAGGAAGUCUGGGGGCAAAGGUCGCAAACAGGAGCGGGACGCUCUGCGUGGAUCCCUAGAGAGCAGGGGCUCUGGGGACCUGCUGGAUGUGUCCAGUGGGAACAUGUCCCCCACGGGGUCAGUGUCCUCCGUGCCCUCCUGCAUGCCCUUCUCCUGGUUCGGGGACAAAGAGCGGGAGCGGGAGAAGGACAAGGAGCAGUCCCUGUCCAGCUGCAGCCUGCCCCACACCCCCACGGACAAACACGUCGACCGGUCAGCCCAGCGGGAGAAGACCAACUUAUCAUGGCACUCUCUACUGUCUCCCUCCUUAGAAUCGAGUCUCUCUGCGACUGACGAGUCCAACCCCAAUAGCCCGCGCUCUUCCCUGGCAGCUCUACUGUCAGACCGCCGUCCGGCAACACGCUCUCGUACCCUCGCCUUCUCCUCCAGCGAGACCUUAGAUGAUGACCCUCCACCAACAGGGAAGGGCUAUGUGUGGCAAACCCGCCCACUAUCAGAAUGGACCAGUCAGCAGGUCUGUCAGUGGCUGAUGGCCAUGAACAUGGACGAGUACAUUGCCGAGUUCACAACCAGAGGUGUUGACGGACAGAAGCUUAUGAAUUUGGACAGCAGCAAGCUUAAGGAGCUGGGAGUGUCCAGUCACCGGGACCGCUCCACUCUGAAGAAGAGGCUGAAGGACAUGAGAAAGAUGCAGGAGAAGAUGGACAAACGCCAGGCCAAGAGGGAGAAGGAGCGGCAGAAGGAGCAAGAGAAAGAGGCACGCCGAAGCGGCGCCAGACCUGCCAGCACUGACUCUGCCUGCUGAGAUUGUCCAGCGACCUUUCUCUGACCCGUACACUUGACCCCUGACCCAUGACCCGUGCCCUCUGUGUGUGCACUUGGUGACCUCCAGAGGAUGCUGAAAAUAAGCAUGACUUGCCAGUGUCCACUGAUCUUGCCGUCAUGUGGAUGAAGCAGGUCAUUUCAUAGCAUCACGAGCGAACCCGUGAAUUUGUGGUCCAAAAGGUGAUGAGCGCAACAGCCUGUAGUGCCUGAACUUGCUAAUGAUUGGAUAUAAGCACUGCAUUUAGUCAAUGGGGAAUGGUACAGAGUAGUUGUUCCUCUGCUCCUGCAUUCCCACACCUGCCAAAAUAACUGAUGUAUUUUUGUUUCAGUGGUUUUGAGUCAUCAAUGAAAUCUGGAACUUAAUUUGAUAGUCAAGUUUCAACAUGUAGGCCAAUGAUAGUUCCACAUUACAUGUCACAGGGGAACAUUUCCCAAUAAACAUGAUACCAAAAGGACAUCUGUGGGUCCAGGAAGAAUCGGUGAGCAAAAACGAGCGAGCUCUUAUGCACUGUAAAUAUGUGUUAUGUGUAUAAUGGUGCACAUGCUGUCUCAUCUGGCCAGGACACCACAAAACAGUAACAUACUCUUGCACAGCACUUCAUUUCUUUGUACAGUAGAGGGCGCCAUUGAUGCAGUUUAGUCAAUUACCAGAGGUCUUCUCAAAGUAGACAAGAGGCAAGAACUGCUGCUAGCACACUCUGGGCACUUUAGUUCACAUUAACAGGACUAGAACCAGAUUUGGAUACCUUACACAUAGUACUGGUUUGGAUUUGGAUCUUCAUAAGACUGAAGUACGGACCGCCUGGAACAGUGUGUGCAUACCAGGACGUUAAUUAGUAUGGAGUGGGCACUUGUUAGUGUACACUUUUACAGACAUAUAAUAUGUGCAUUCUUUUUAUGUGUAACAGUUUUAGAAAUGGCUGGAUGUACAUAAUUAUAUUCUUAGUAACAAAUGCUGUACAUAUUCAGGGCUGUAAUUAAAACUGAAGCCCUGUUGUGUUGAUUAGCAAUGAUGGCUGUUUUACUUGUCUAAUAAAUAAAAUAUGUUUUAUACAGA